Molecule: messenger RNA, 3422 nt
Organism: Cryptotermes secundus
Lineage: Eukaryota; Metazoa; Arthropoda; Insecta; Blattodea; Kalotermitidae
Product: sodium channel protein Nach
Exons: 10
Coding region: 155-1612 (485 amino acids)
Biological process (GO): sodium ion transmembrane transport
Cellular component (GO): membrane
Molecular function (GO): ligand-gated sodium channel activity
Source: RefSeq, a predicted model, not a curated record
UAUUGAUUAUUCACUAGGCAACUGACUGACACGAAGUGCUUCAGUUCUGUAGUGCUUGUAAUUACAUCUUUUUAGUGCAUAUGUUGAGUGGAGAUGCGGACAGACAAGAUCCACUUCAACAGGCAAUUCUCAGGUCAAGUACACUUCCUUUAAGAUGUUUCAACACAUAUUGAAGGAUUUCUGCAACAAUUCUUCAAUUCAUGGUCUCAAAUUCUUAACGAAACCGAAAAGACACUGGAUUGAAAGGUUGUUCUGGGCUGUAUGCUGUAUAUUGUCUUGGUGUGGAUCAGUUCUACUUAUCUUGUCUUCAUGGGAACAUAAUCAGAACAAUGCAAUCAGUUUUAUGGCUGACACUACAUACCUGGACUGGAACACUCCAUUUGUCUCAAUUGCCAUAUUUGAGUCUGAACUAAACAGUAAGGUGGCAAAUUCGUACAUCAAGGAUAAAUUCAAAAAGCAUGAAGAUGGGUUUUUAGAAGAAAUGAGAUUAUUACUAGAUGAAAUUGUCUAUCAGCAACAACAUACAUACAUAAAGAAAUGUCUUAAUAAUGCAUCAGAAUUUGAUAACAUUGAAAAGAAUGACUGCCCAAGAACCAAUUUGUCAAAUAUUGUUCAGUUGAUGCAAAGUCCAUGCAAAGAUAUUUUUCACAAGUGUCAGUGGAAUGACAAAGAAUUUGACUGCUGCAAAUACUUUUUACCCCUACAGACUGAAUUAGGUCCAUCUUAUGCCAUCAACAACAUUCAUUCUCAGGACAAUUCAAGACAAGAGACCUUUCUAGAUAUGACAUCGAACAGCACCUCGGGACCUGGAAAACUGCUUCUGGAAUUGGCUGUUAAGACAAAGGUAUAUGUCCUGUCAAAACAUGAAGUUCCAACUUAUAACACACCAAUGGAAAAUGUCAUUAUUGCUACUGCAAAUGUAUAUUACAAAAUAUUUCUUCAGGUAACAGAAGUGAUAAGUGUUCCUCAAGUUAAGGAAAUCAACAUUGCCAAAAGACAGUGUAAAUUUCCAGAAGAAAAUGCAAACUUCUACCUUUAUAAUCUGUAUUCUUACUCAACAUGCCUAGUGGAAUGCCGCAGGAGAGAAUCUAUGCACCUUUGCAACUGUACCAACCCCCUCAUGCCAGCAGCAAGAACAGAGAAGAACUGUGGUCUGGAUGGAAUGAAAUGCCUUAAAGAAGCACAUAAAAUCAUUAGAACCUUGAAAAAUCCAUGGGAGAAAGGUGGAGACGGUAUACCAUGCGCAUGCAUGAUAGGAUGUGAAGAACUUAAAUACAAAGUGUUUCAACAGAGAGAACGAGUACCCAGGAACUACACAGCUGUAGAAAUACAACUGAUCCAAUUACCCAGUGUACGCUUCAAGCGUAAUAUAGUGAGAGACACGGUGGAUAUGGCUGUGAACUUGGGUGGAACAGCUGGAUUACUUGUUGGGGGAAGUAUUCUCAGUCUAGGUGAAAUACUAUACUAUUUCUUCAUCCGUCCAGUGUGGGAGGCAGUACACUCCCACAGGCCACGUUUACCUACACCUUCAGAACCUCAUUUGGGAUCACGUUGUAACAGAAGUCUCCCAAUUCGCCUACAACUUUCCACAGUUAAUACAAGUUUGGUGUAAUACAUACUCUUGUAUUAUGUAUAGCUAAGCAGAGGGAACGAAUAUGUUGAAUUAUAGACCUAUAACAUUACUUACAUCUUUUCCAAAGUUACCAAAAAUGUUAUAUUUGUAAGAUUGCUCCAUCACAUAAAGAAUAACAAUAUAUUAUCCAAUCACCAAUAUGGUUUCAGGUGUGAUUUAUCCACAGAACCUACAUCAUAUAAUUUAAUUAAUUAAAUAUUAAAGGCCUUGAAUAAUAAAAUACCAGUUGGAGGCAUUUUUUGUGACCUAAAUAAAGCCUUUGAUUGUGUUUAUCAUGAUGUUCUAUUACCUAAAUUGAAGUUUUAUGGAAUAGCAGGCAAAGCUAAUGUGUUACUGGAAUCCUACCUUCAUUGUAGACAUCAAAGAGUUGUAACUAAUAAGAAGUGCACUCAUUCAAGUUGGGGUAAGAUUGUCAGUGGUGUUCCCCAGGGAUCAAUCUUAGGUCCCUUAUUGUUUUUGUUAUACAUUAAUGAUCUGCCAAAUAUUAUAAAGAGUAAAUCAAUACCUAUUCUCUUCGCGGGUGAUACCUGUAUUAUUGUUAAGAACUCUAAUCGUAUUGAGUAUGAAAAUGAACUAAAUUUAAUAUUGAAAAAUAUAAAUGAAUGGUUCAAGACUAACUUACUGACAUUGAAUCUCGAUAAAACGUAUUUUAUGCAUUUCUCAACCAAGAAUAGUAAUACAAUGGACAUACCUAUCAUUUAUAGUAACAGUAAAAUUACUACAACUGUUGAUAUUAAGUUCCUCGGUUUGAUGACUGAUAAUACCCUAUCAUGGAAAGGACACAUUGACUGGCUCAUGUCCAAACUGGCUUCAGCUUUCUAUGCAGUUAGGGCUAUUAAACCCUAUAUGUCAUUAGAAUAAAUGAGAUCAGUAUAUUUUUCAUAUUUUCAUUCUGACAUAUGGCCUGAUUUUCUGGGGUAAUUCGCCCCUCUGCAACUGUAUCUUUAGACUACAGAAUAGGGUAAUAAGAGUCAUCACCAAUUCUAGAAGUAGAGAUUCUUGUAGGGAGUUGUUUAAGAGAUUAAAGAUGCUGCCACUUUUCUCAGUAAAUUUUUCCCAUUGUUAUUUAUGUUCAAAAACAAGGAUCUAUUUUUAUCUAAUUCUGAGAUUCAUACAAUCAACACAAGACAGUAAUAAUCUCCAUUAUCCCUCGUGUAACUUAACUGUCUUUCAAAAGGGAACAUAUUAUUUUGGAAUUAAAAUUCUUAAUAAACUUCCACCUAAUAUAAAAGACCAGGCUCAUGAGAUUACAAAAUUUAGGUCUGCUAUUAAAAGAUUCCUAUUUUUAAAUUUAUUUUAUUCAUUGGACGAAUAUUUUAACUGUGACAACAAUUAAAGUUUUGGAUUUGUUACAGGUGGUAGUUGCUAGCACUUUAUUGUUACAGAUGAUGGUUUCUGUUCAUGUUGUAUAUUGCUAAUAUUUUUAACUGGAUGACAUUACAUAAUUGUGAUGCAGUAUGUGAUGUUUACUCAUGUUGACUAUUUCUAUAUCCAUUGGUCUUUAACCAUGUAAGGAUUUAUGGAAUGCUGAAUAAAUGAAUGACUGAAAGGGCACAAAGAGGAAGAUGAGAAUUCUGACACAGGAGUAAGUAAUUGAGAAGGUAAUGAUUCUUGAUUUUUACCUUCUAAUAUCCUACCUGUACCAGCUUAACUGUAAUUGCUCAAAUAUUUGAUAUAACAUCAUGUUUUCAUACUGGUACCUUAAUCUCAGCAGAGAGCAGUUAUUGGAUUACUGGAAUAAUAUUUGUGGUAAUCAUUCACAUGAGUAUCAUUACAUGUUUCAUAACUU